CUUAUGCUGCUGAAUGGGCGGGUUCUGGGCAGGUUUUCAGGAAGAAGUGGGCGGGUUUUCAGGAAGAAGUGGGCGGGUUUUCAGGAAGAAGUGGGCGGGUUUUCAGGAAGAAGUGGGCGGGUUUUUGGAAAAGUCGUUGGCAGCUGGUUGGCUGCCUUGGUUAAAAGGAGAAAACUACAAGAAAGUCACCUCAGAAUUUGCAGCUGUGAAGAAUACUUUUCUUAUUAUUUUCUAUAUAUCUUCAAAAAGAAAAUAAGUUAGCAGAUAUUUAAUCUUAAAUAACCAAGAGCUUUGCUGAACCUGAAUCCUGUAUUCAAUCAUUCAGAAGUCUGGGCCUCUUCUUCAGAUAAAGCAUGGCUAAUGCAGGGGAUGAGACGCUGGAGAUGGCAGCUCUCGGACGACCCUUCCAGCUGGGAAUGCUGUAUGACUGCCGGAAGGAUCGCCUCAUUCCAGGAAUUACUUUGUGGAACCUAGAAGAACUAAAAGGCAGCAUAAAUAAAGAAAACCAGCCGAUAACCGAGUUCAGUGUGAGCACCUCGGACUCCAUUGAAGAGAAGGCUUCUGCUUUGAAAGUGGACACUUCCCUGAAGGCGAGUCUCCUGGUUGGUUUGGUUAAAGUGGGUGGAGCUGCAAAGUACUUCGACGACAAACAGAAAUCAACAAGACAAUCCCGAAUCACUCUGCGGUACUACACAACGACACGAUUUGAGAAUCUGACCAUGAAUCACCUGGCCAAAGGGAAAGUGUCUCACCCCAGCGUGUUUGAAGACAAGACAGCGACUCACGUGGUCACCGCUGUGCUGUACGGAGCUCAGGCGUAUUUCGUAUUCGACCAGCAGAUAUCCUCAGAGGAGAACCAACACGAAAUCCACGGAAAAAUGGAGCUUGCAAUAAGUAAAAUACCUACAAUUAAAAUCAAAGGUCAAGGCUCUAUUGACUUUAAGAAAACAGAAAAAGUUGAAGUUGAAAAAUUUGAAUGUACAUUUCAUGGAGAUUUUCAUCUCAAAUCUAACCCAGCGACUUACCAAGAUGCUGUGAAAGCCUACUCAACUCUUCCAGAAUUGCUCGGGGACAAAGGAGAGAACGCAGUGCCUAUGAAGGUCUGGCUGUACCCGUUAAUCAAGCUGGACUCCAGGGCUGCCAGGCUGGAAAGGAACAUAAGUGACUACUUGGUAACAUCUGCGCAAACUGUCUUAGAGCAAUUUAAUACAAUUGAAAUGCAAAGCAACGACAUGAUAAAAGACAUUGUUACCCGAACGUUUCCUGAAGUCAAUGAGAAGAUUAAAAAACUGAAACAAAGUGGCAUGCAGUACAAGCUGAAUUUCAUGAGCAAACUCUCCACUGUGCUGCCUUCCAUCCGCGGAGGUGUGCAAGAGGAAGAAUCACUCGGAGAGAUUUUAAAAAAUCACGAAGAGUCCCCUUUUAACUUUAAAGAACAACAUGCUUGGCUGAACAUCAAAAAAAGAGAAAUCAAUACCGUGGGGGGUUGCCUUACUAAUUUAACAGACAUAAAAUCUGUAUCUUCUAUGAAUGAGCUAGACCAGGAAGAAUUAAACAAUGAGACUGAAAAUAUUGUUUGCUUUACCUUCACCUCACUGCACGAGCCAGAACCAUAUCUGGAAGAUCUAAAUAACUACCUUGAAACCCAAGCGAGUAAGAACGCUCAAAGUUCAAAUCCUAGUAAAUAUGUCCAUCAAGAGAGCAAGCAAUGGGUAAGCAACGAGACUAAACUGAAGAUAAAAAUGUAUUUGAAGGUAUUCCAGGAGAUAGUGAACAUCAACAGGGAGAAUAAGAAAACAAAAUUCUUCAUAGCUUCUAAGGAAGACCAGGAGUUUCCUGGAGCCUGCAUUCUCCUGCAUGAAAAUGGAGCAUCGAAAUACAUACAUUUCAAGAUCCCAGCAAAACCUGACGUCCCUGAGGUCUGUGAUGUCACCCAUGACAGUGCGACUCUGAAGGUGGUGCCUCCCAGUAGUGAUGCUGAUCAGAAACUAAAAUACCAUCUGGAGUAUAAGUGCAUUAAUCAGAAGGAAUGGGCAAUUCAGUCCAGCACUGAUAAAACACAGACCCUCACUGUAUCAGGAUUGAAACCGAACACAGAGUAUGAAUUUAGAUACACAGUGGAAGGGAAGUUGGGGUAUUCUGUGAGCAGUGACACAACCAGCAAAGUCAAGACAACAAGACCACCUGCACAAGCCACAGUUUUCGACGAUGACGACGAUGACGGCGAUGACGAUGACGACGAUGAUGACGACGAUGAUGACGAUGAUGACGAUGACUAUGAUGACGAUGACUAUGAUGACGAUGACUAUGAUGACGACGACAUCUGAAACGGACAAAACUACCAGGACUUCUAGGCUGCGUCGACGUUCCAGUCCUCCAUAUCUCCUUCUCAUGGAAACCGCUUGCAUCCGAGAUUGGACUUUGCUUUAAACUUUGUCGCUGCACUAAAUCUUCCACAUGGUAAAGAGAUCGCAUCCGUUUUAGAUACGGACAUAAGUGAUUGUAAUCCUUUUUUUAUCAGUGUAUUCUUGUGUAAUCAAUUCCUGUAUUUGAGUGGUGGUUUGUUUGUUUUAUUGUAUUUUGUUUUCAUAUACAAAGCUUCAGACUUUAUUGUGUGUGCUUCGUGAAAGUGCUUUGUAUAUUUUAUCUUUGGUGUUUUUGAUUUGUUUUAUUGUAUUUUAUUUUAAUAUGAAAAGCUCCCGAUUUUAGACUACAUCAUUUUUUUGUUUUAAUAUUAUGUUAGUUGCUUUGUGUAUUUUUUGAAUUGCCCAAAAUAAACAUUUUAAAACUUAUUCUGUUUGCUUGUUCUCCCUGUCUUGU
This is a messenger RNA of Acipenser ruthenus (sterlet), 2820 nucleotides long. RefSeq names its product neoverrucotoxin subunit alpha-like. Gene Ontology annotation, molecular function: protein binding. The record is from RefSeq and is a predicted model, not a curated record. The coding region runs from base 354 to 2327 and encodes 657 amino acids. The transcript is spliced from 5 exons. Lineage: Eukaryota; Metazoa; Chordata; Actinopteri; Acipenseriformes; Acipenseridae.